AUGCGAGUUUCUCAAAUUCUGGGCCUUGCUCUCAGCCUCCUGGGCGGCGCCACGGCUAAGGACAUUUAUGUUUCUCCAACAGGCAAUGGCUCAGGAACGCUCGAAAGCCCCUAUGGAUCUAUCCAGACGGCCGUCAACGCCGCUGCUGCUGGCGACACUAUUUUCCUUCGAGGAGGCACAUAUGCGCCGUCUGCCAAUAUCCAGGUCGGGAAGAGUGGAACCAGAACGAAGCCCAUCGCCGUGCGGCCCUACCAGAAUGAGAAGGUGAUCAUCGACGGGGAUAACAUGCCUGGAACCCCAAAGGAGCUUAACGAAGCACUGCCAAAUGCCGAACGAGGAAUCUUCCAUAUCCAAAAGGCCGAGUACUGGGCUUUCUACAACCUCGAGUUGAUCAACGGGCCCUACGGAAUUUACGCCCGUGAUGCCUCCCACAACUACUACGAGGGGCUUUCGACGCACGACAACUACGAAACAGGCUUCCAACUCGAAGGCGCCUCCGCGAACAACACGGUCCUGAACCUCGACUCGUACCGAAACCGGGACCCCCGCAAGAACGGCGAGAGCGCCGAUGGCUUCGCCUGCAAGAGCGGUUCGGGCGAGGGCAACGUGCUCCGCAACGCCCGGCUCUGGGACAACGUGGACGACGGCCUCGAUUUGUUCAUGUUCGGUUCCCCCGUGGUCAUGGAAGAAGUCUACGCCUGGGGAAACGGCUACAACCGGUGGGGGUUCACCCCGUUCGAGGGAGACGGCAACGGUUUCAAGCUGGGCAUCACCGACAACCCGCCGGCCAACCACGUGGUCCGCAACUGCAUGGCCUUCGCCAACAUGAAGAAGGGCUUCAUCGACAACGGCAACCCGGGCUCGCUGACGAUGGAGCGCAACACGGCGUGGAACAACGGCGACCUGGGCUUCCACAUGCGCAGCUCGUCGUCCACCCUGCGGAGCAACAUUGCCGUAGCCAAUGUCGGUAGCGCGCAGGUCAGCCUCAUCAGCUCCGUCUCCGCGUCGGGCAACUCCUGGCAGUCUGGGUCCUGGUCCAACAGCUCGUUCGCGAGCCGAGAUCCCGCCACGCUUAAGGGUGCGCGUGGUUCGAAUGGCAAGGUUAAGCCGAGUGACUUUCUGCUGCCGACGUCUGGAGUUGCUAUCGGAGCGUCUACGCAGCAGGAGGUCUGA
This is a messenger RNA of Chaetomium globosum CBS 148.51, 1173 nucleotides long. RefSeq lists its product as uncharacterized. The transcript is spliced from 3 exons. The record is from RefSeq and is a predicted model, not a curated record. Lineage: Eukaryota; Fungi; Ascomycota; Sordariomycetes; Sordariales; Chaetomiaceae. Bases 1 to 1173 code for a protein of 390 amino acids.